Messenger RNA from Pungitius pungitius (ninespine stickleback), 689 nucleotides. It is a transcript of the gene chchd1, whose product is annotated as coiled-coil-helix-coiled-coil-helix domain containing 1. Lineage: Eukaryota; Metazoa; Chordata; Actinopteri; Perciformes; Gasterosteidae. Bases 189 to 557 code for a protein of 122 amino acids. Gene Ontology annotation, molecular function: RNA binding. The record is from RefSeq and is a predicted model, not a curated record. The transcript is spliced from 3 exons. Gene Ontology annotation, cellular component: nucleoplasm; mitochondrion; mitochondrial ribosome. Gene Ontology annotation, biological process: mitochondrial translation.
CAUAUAAUUUGCGAUUUACGGCAAAACAUGGCGGCAUGCGGUUGUAGCUGGGUAAAGAAGUGAGGUAUUGAACUAAAAACGGCUCGCUUGUCCCGUUUUUUGUCUUUCACGGAUAGUUUCACACGCUGCGGAGUAGCAGCCCUCUCUGAGCCUCAGCACGGCGGGCGAGGAGCGGCUGCUGAAGGGAAAUGGCGGCGCAGGGAGGCAUCUUGUUCCAGGAGAAGGUCAGCAGGUUGCUGAGCGGACACAACGGGAAACCAGUACUGAAACCAAACAGGACUCUGGCUCUAAAAGAUGCUGUAGCCAACCGCAAACCCAAGAAAGGAGAGGCCACCUGUAUCACAGAGAUGUCCUUCCUGAUGGUCUGUUGGAAGCAGAACAACUUUGUGGACGGUCUGUGCUCUAAUGAGAUGAACUCCUUCUACUCUUGCGUGAAAAAAGCUCAGGCCGCGAUGAAGAGUAAAUCUGAACAGACGACACUCCAGGGAGGACGUCUGCACCCGAAACUAGCCACCACCCUGCUGAAGAGAUAUCCCAACCUGCGCUCAGAGAUCUAAGAAUUCCUCCUUUAAACUCGUAGCCUUUGCAAGGACAUCAAAUUGAAGGACCUGUCGGCUACUGUAUGAUUCAACAAUCCCUUUACAUGUAUUUAAUAAAUAAAUAAAGGAAGGGGCACUGCACCACCUCAA